CGCCACUCCUUCUGUGACGCACAGCUCACGCUACGGUACGCCAUUUGUGUCUAGCAGCAAAAAAGCGCGCACCGCGGAAAUAAUCGCAUAACAAUGGGAUUUUGAUGCGGUUUUGAUGAUACCACUGGAUUUCACAUUUGUGCGAAAUUAUCACAGGAUAUGAUAUGGAAAAAAGACGGGUAUUAGGAGAGGGGGAUGUUGAGAGCACAUCAGCUGAAAACGACUCUGUGAAGGUGCCGCCAGAUGACUUGGAGAUGGAAGAAACCACAGGGGUCUCCCUUGGUAGUGCUGGUGAGCUCGAUAAGACGGAAGAGCGUGCUGAGAGGCCAUCGCCCCACAGUGGAUGCGACGAUGAGGAGAACGUUUGCAAACUUUGUGGCUUCUCAACCAUGUACCCGAGAUCACUGAAAACUCAUUACACACGAAAACAUGGGAAAGUGAAUGAUAAAAAUCCUCAACCUCAUGGGCAAAAUGUAAAUAAUCUAAAUGUUAGUGAGGUCCAAGAGGAGGCCGACAUAAAGAGCCAGGAAGACGAUGGGGAUGAAAACCAGGGUCCAGAUUCGAAUCAAGAAGAACCCAACUCUGCCCAAGAGAGAAGAGUGAGCAAGCGGACCCCAAAACCUAAGAUCAUUUAUUCCUGCAACUACUGUGGACACGAGUUUCGGGACAAGUCUCCUCUUGAUGUUCACAUUCAGAGAUACCAUGCCAAAGAUGUGCCUUUAACUUUUGAAUCGGACGAGAAUGCGGGCCGAUCUGAGGAAGCCACGGAGAGUGGCAGCGCUGAAAAGGCGGCGCCAUCAAAACGCGUUCUCGGCCGCUUCCAGGUGCAGUGUCCAAUCUGUGAUUUCAGGGUGGGCAGCACUGCGGUGUUGGAAAGGCACGCUCGUGAUAAACACCCCACCCUAGAGUGGUUCCGCUGCAAAGUGUGCAACUUCUUCGCAGCGACCUCAGAGUGGAUGAAUGCUCACCUGUCGUCCGAGGGCCACAUGGAGCAGCAGAAAGGAACGAGAGCCUCCGAAGUGUCUUCAUUUGAUCAAUGUGUUGAGAAAGUCUACAGAGACGUUGCGGGAGAUGACGAUGUUGUAGGGCAGCUCGAUCAUGUGGUUGCCAAAGAAGGGGAGGCUAGUUUGAUCGAAGAACAGGAAGAAAACGACGAGGGGGCAGAGGCAACGGUGUCCGUGCCGACCGAUGAGGAAGAGGCAGAGCUUGAACCUCCCGCAAAGAAACGAGGAAGACUAAAACAAGGGUCUUCUACCACUUGUGAAUACUGCGGCUUGGUCGUGUCCAACGCCACCAACCUCAGCGUUCAUGUUCGCCGCAAACACAGCAAAGACUAUGGCUACAGCUGCACUCUGUGCAACUACAGCUGUGUGACCAAGGGAGACAUGGAUCGUCACUGUUUUACGAAGAAACACGUGAAAAGAGCGCAACAGAGUUCAAAUAAGAACCCGGCGAGGGACGACACCAGCGUGCCGCUGCCUGAGCCAACCAGCGAACCAGCUACCGCCUCACAGGCUACCGGCACAAAGCAAGAGCACGACGGAGAAGACGGAGACGAAGAGCAAACCGAGUCAGACACAGGCCAGCAAGUAAGCAAGUAUGACUCUGUUAAUGCUUGCAGCCUUUGCGAUUUUGUCGCCCAGUCCAUCCCAUCCCUCCAUCUUCAUGUCAAGAGAAAGCAUACCAAAGAUUUUGAGUAUGUUUGUUUAGCGUGCAGCUACUACGCCGUAACCAGCAGGGAAAUGUAUCGUCAUGCGAGCACUGACAAGCACAAGCAAAAGAGUCAGAUAUACCUGGAACAGCAAAAGAGCAAAGAACAAAGAGCUGCAGAACUUCCUUUAAAAGAGGCCGAGAUCGUUGAUCCUCCUGGGCAGAACUCCAGCCCCGACUGUGAACAUCCAAUCCCCUCGAACGUGUCGGGAUCUGGUGGCAUUGACGGCCCAGCUGCGUCGUCGGUCGCAGCACAGAUUAUCCGUGUUGUGGUCGGUGAAACUGGCAGUGGUGAAGUCGAAGUGCAAGCAACGGCUAAUACGUCUCCUGGCGACGCUGAAGCCGAGUCGACCAACCAGACAGCUGCCGUGGCCGUGGAGCAGGCUGCAGAACUUGAGCUUCCAUUAGACGAGUCUGCUCAUCAAGACCACCAGAAGGCCGCGUGCACUCAAGCAGAAGAGGAGACUUUAAAGGAAGACGUAGCGGUUGUCGAAAUGCAGAUGUCCAAAGCCCCUCCAUUCGACGGCAGUAUUGUGUCCUUCAAGGCCCUCGCAGAGCAGGAGCUAGCACUGCAGGAGGGUCUGGCACCGGAAGGAGAGGCCCCUGUCGUAUGUUUGACUGGGGGAUCAGUGUCAAGCGUCGCGUCCCCCAGCUUGUCGUUCGUCAGAAAGCUCAAAUCCAGGGAAGUGAAGGCGCGGGAAAAAGCCAAAGGCAGCAGCUCUCGCAUCCGCUGCGAGGACUGCGGCUUCAUGGCGGACGGCCUCAGCGGCCUCAACGUCCACAUCUCGAUGAAGCACCCGUCCAAGGAGAGGCACUUCCACUGCCUGGUGUGCGGCAAGUCCUUCUACACCGAGAGCAACCUGCACCAGCACCUCUCCAGCGCCGCCCAUCUGCGCAACGAGCAGAACAGCGUGGAGGAGCUGCCCGAGGGGGGCGCCAGCUUCAAGUGCGUGAAGUGCACCGACCGCUUCGAGAUGGAGCAGGAGCUGUUCAUCCACAUCAAGGAGAAACACGAGGAGCUCCUGAGGGAGGUCAACAAGUACGUGCUGGAGGACACGGAGCAGAUCAACCGCGAGCGCGAGGAGAACCAGGGCAGCGUGUGCAAAUACUGCGGCAAGGUGUGCAAGAGCAGCAACUCCAUGGCCUUCCUGGCACACAUUCGCACACACACUGGAUCUAAGCCCUUCAUGUGCAAGAUCUGUAACUUUGCUACUGCUCAGCUGGGAGAUGCCAGGAACCACGUGAAGAGGCAUCUUGGGAUGCGAGAGUACAAAUGUGACAUUUGUGGAUGGGCCUUUGUAAUGAAGAAACACCUCAAUACCCACCUGCUGGGAAAACAUGGAGUCGGUCAGCGUAAAGAAAGGAAGUUUGAAUGUGAGCUGUGUGACCGCUCCUUCAGCGAAAAGUGGGCCUUGAACAACCACAUGAAACUGCACAACGGGGAGAAGCCGUACAAGUGCAUCUGGCCGUCCUGCCACUACGCCUUCCUGAACCUGUCGGCCAUGAAGGACCACUACAGGACGCACACCGGAGAGAAGUCCUACCUUUGUGACCUGUGUGGCUUUGCAGGAGGCACAAGACACGCCCUCACCAAACACCGGCGCCAGCACACAGGAGAGAGACCCUUCAAGUGUAAGCUCUGCAACUUCGCCUCCACCACACAGUCCCACCUGUCACGGCACAAACGUGUUCACACCGGAGAGAAGCCGUACCGCUGCCCCUGGUGCGACUACAGAUCCAACUGCGCCGAAAACAUCCGGAAGCACAUUCUGCACACGGGGAAACACGAGGGCGUGAAGAUGUACAACUGUCCCAAGUGUACCUACGCCACGAACUCUCCCAUGGAGUUUCGCAACCACCUGAAGGACAGUCACGCCGACAUCGAGAACCCUGACCUGGCGUACCUACAUGCAGGUAUCGUGUCCAAGUCCUUCGAAUGUCGCCUGAGAGGCCAAGGAGCGACGUUCGUGGAGGCAGAGUCCGUGGAAUCCCCCGAGCACAGGAAAGGCUCCUCGGAGGCUUCAGGCCACGAAGAAGCGGUCCAGCAGGUCAUCAUCAUCCAGGGUUACGGAGACGAGGACAUGGUCAUCGACCAGGCCCUGGAGGAGUCGGCCGCCGCCACGCUGCAGACGCUGGCCAUGUCCGGCCAGGUGGCUGAGGUGCUCCACAUCACAGAAGACGGACAGGUCAUCGCCUCAGGCAGGGAGGUGGCGGCGGCGGGGGCCCACUGUGCCGAAGGCAGCACCCAGUACGUGGUGGUGGAGUCCGGGGGCGCCAGGAAGGAGUUGCAGGUGGGUGCGGGCCAGAGCCACAUCGUCUCCGAGUCAUCCACCGCUCUGGACGCCCUGCUCAGCGCCGUCAGCGAAGUGGGCCAUCAGGAGAAAAUGCAAGGGGAGGCCACCGUCGUCCAUCAGCUGCUGACCCCCGAGGUCUCCGAGGCAGCCCACGCCACCGUGGAGGUGAAGCAAGAGCCAGACGAGGAGCAGGUCAUCCAGGAGUCCGGCCACGAAAACAUGCAGGAGGUGCUGAAGGUCGCCGCCUCCCAGAUGAUGAAGGAAGGCCUCACCCAGGUCAUCGUCAAUGACGACGGAACCCACUACAUCGUGACCCAGCUGGAGGACUGCACCCUGCAGGUGGAGAGAGCGGUGUAUGGAGGCGCUGCAGAGGGGGAGGUGGAGGGGGAGGGGGAGGGCCAGCAGGUGGAGCAGCAAGCAGGAGAGGAGAUGGUGGUCUACCUCGAUGGAGCUUCUCAUAACAUUGUCCUGGAGGGCUGAAGCUCACAGAAAUGAGGUUUCCCCGUUCCGAGUUCAGUCAAAGAGUCCUCAGUGUCUCCCCCUAUGGUUCGGUUUGUACAUUACAUCUUUUUGCUCAGAUCUUCAUUAGAGCUAUGCAACAGUCAGGUCAAAGAUCAUUUGUUUCAAGGGACAGUUCAGGAAGGACCUUUUGGUGCUACAUGCGUUGACUCGCAACGCAAACAGCCACCAAGAUUUAUAUGGACAACUUGCUUAUUUCCAUACAACUCAAGCCAAUGGAAUAUGUUUUUAAAGCACCAAACCUGCUCACAGUAAAACAGGCCCAUAGGGAUUUUGCUUUGGAAUGUAACCGUGAUGUUCCCACGAUUUUGUGUAACUGUUCGCAAGAGUCUUGUGUCGGGUCUAAAAGACGAAAACAACUGUUUGAUUUCUGUCUCAUGUCUGACGUCACACAACAGAUGCUUUUGGUUGUUCCUGUGACAAUAUGGCAGCGAGGACUUUGUGUUUCUUUUUUCAUCUCAGUUAAUCUUUUCUCUUACAGAAAAGCUUUGGUUUAAUGUAGUUUCUGUCAAUAAAAAUUGUCUAAUUUUUUUU
Molecule: messenger RNA, 5057 nt
Organism: Fundulus heteroclitus (mummichog)
Lineage: Eukaryota; Metazoa; Chordata; Actinopteri; Cyprinodontiformes; Fundulidae
Gene: znf407
Product: zinc finger protein 407
Exons: 10
Coding region: 165-4484 (1439 amino acids)
Biological process (GO): regulation of gene expression
Cellular component (GO): nucleus
Molecular function (GO): nucleic acid binding; zinc ion binding
Source: RefSeq, a predicted model, not a curated record